AGCGGCGACGCGCUCACCCGGCGCAGUGCGCGCGCGACGGUGAAAGGCGCCAUGUCGAUACUACACGCAGUGACCAGUGCGCGGACCGCGAACACCAUGGCCGGGUUACCAUAUAUGCGAAUAUUACUCAUUUGUGCUAUUUUAAUCAAUGGAACCUAUCAGCAAAAGGACAAGCCCGAGGACUUUGUGUGUCCAGAGGGCACACAGGGUAAUGGAAACUUUGCUGAUCCAGCCACAUGCAGACGUUUCUAUCAGUGCGUCGAUGGAUAUCCUUACCUGAACAGAUGUCCCUCAGGAUUAUACUUUGACGAUAUUAGCAAGUACUGUACCUUCAAAGCUGAAGCCAGAUGCGGUCCCAUCGCCACAACUCCGGCGCCAAUCACAGAAGCACCGCUAGACUUGGCAGAGAAGUGUGACCCAGCUGAAUGCCAGCUGCCUUACUGCUUCUGCUCCAAAGAUGGCACCCUCAUCCCUGGUGGCCUCGACCCUGAAGACACGCCCCAAAUGAUAAUGCUGACAUUCGACGGUGCUGUUAACUUGAACAACUUCGAACUGUACAAGAAAGUCUUCAAUGGGAAAAUCAAGAACCCUAAUGGUUGCGCCAUUAGAGGCACUUUCUUCCUGUCACACGAGUACAGUAAUUACGCACAAGUGCAAGCGUUAGCGCACGAUGGACAUGAGAUAGCGACAGGCACGGUAUCACAACAGCAAGGCCUACAAGACAAGGGUUACGAAGAAUGGGCGGGCGAGAUGAUCGGUAUGCGCGAGAUUCUAGGCAAAUUCGCCAACGUGUCGCGUUCAGAAAUCGUCGGCGCGAGAGCACCUUUCUUGAAGCCUGGGAGAAAUACACAGUUUAAGGUGUUAGAAGACUUCGGGUACAUCUACGACAGUUCGGUGGGCGUGCCGCCUCUGCCGAUCCCCGUGUGGCCCUACACGCUCGACUAUAAGAUCGCGCACGAGUGCAAGUCGGGCACUUGUCCCACCAAGUCGUUCCCAGGUUUGUGGGAGGUGCCGUUCAAUGCCCACUACGUUGAAACCUACGAGGGCGGACACUGCCCCUAUCUUGAUCAGUGUGUGCUACAUAAUCACGACUCCGAUGAGGUCCUUGAAUGGCUGCAAGAAGACUUCAGCAGAUACUACGAGCAGAACCGAGCGCCAUACAUGAUGCCCUUCCACACCAACUGGUUCCAGAUCAAGGAGUUGGAGAGAGGUCUCCACAAAUUCUUGCAAUGGGCCUCCAAACUGAAGGACGUAUGGUUCGUCACAGUGACCCAGGGUCUGACCUGGAUAACGGACCCCAAGUCAGUAAAGGCCCUGAACAACUACGAUGCAUGGCGAUGCGACCGCAAAGACUUCCCGGCGGCGCCUUGCAACCUGCCCAACAAAUGCGCCCUGUCCUUCAAACCUGCUGAUACCAACUUCACUGAUACUCGGUAUAUGGAGACCUGCAGUGAUUGCCCUAACCAGUACCCAUGGCUCGGCGACUCAGGCGGGACGGGCAUCCCCGGCAAAGACAACUACAUACCUGACAAUCUCAAGAGGAAGUAGUUAUAUACGAAGUAGUCCUAUAUGUAGUCCUCUAUUCUGUAUGUGAUCUAUUCGGAACUGUCGACGCUUGUCAUUGUAGUUAACAUGUUGUAUAGCCCGCAGCCACUCUUCAGACGGACGGGUUAAUAACAUGUCUGACAGAUCUAGGAUACAAGAGAUUUCAUUCUCAUUAUACUGAUGAACGCAAGUUAAUUUGCCAUAUUAUAGCUGUUUGAACAUAAAGCCCCCUUGUGUAAAAUGCAUGUCACGUUAUCUGAUUGAAUGCUGCAAUUAAAGACGUAAUAAAAUUUCGAUUGCGUUUCGGCACUUUUGGUACAGUUCCGAAUUAUUCCUGCAAAUGAAGUAGAGUAAGAAUGCUUUAUUUAUAGUUUUUAUUUCAAAAAUAUCUUCCAGUAUAAUAGCUUGUUCUAGAAUGAUUGUGAAAUACGUAAAUGUGGUUGGAAGUAGUUCGCGAAAUCUGGGAUAUUACCCAGUAACAAGAAGUAAACUCAAUGUCGCUUUAGAAUUCCAGCAACAGUUCAGCAUCCUGUUCUGAAUAGAUUAUAUACCAACAUUUUGUAUAUAUCUCGUUUUGUAAGUAAUUAAGGCAUAGUGACUAGUCGUCGCAAUUUAUUAUUUUUAAUAAUUAUGAUUUGAGACGUUUUUCUAGUUCUUUGUGACGAGACAACGCGAACGAAUUAUUUAAUGACUAUAUGAUAUGAAAAAUUGUGUAAUUAAUAUUAAACAGUUGCCAUGUUUUAACCAAAAUACUCCUUUUAUGACGACAAUAUCGAGGGCUUUAAACUGAGUAAUAAAUUCCUAAGAAAAUAUAACAAAAUCCACUGGAUUUUAAUCAAAUUGGAUGUUUAGGAAAGUUCUUAAGACCUGUUUCUGAACUUAGUUCUCGAUGUUGUUAAACAAAUACCUCGACAUACUCCUAGCUCGGUAAUACAUAUGAAAUAUAUAUUUUUAUAUCUGUCAACAAUUUUGGUGCUUUGUAUUAAAUGAUAAGUGGAAUAACUGUUUUCAUUGUUAACGAAUAAAUAUAUUUUUACAAA
Helicoverpa zea (corn earworm) is the source of this 2585-nucleotide messenger RNA. It is a transcript of the gene Cda4, whose product is annotated as chitin deacetylase 1. Gene Ontology annotation, molecular function: chitin binding. The transcript is spliced from 12 exons. The coding region runs from base 52 to 1548 and encodes 498 amino acids. The record is from RefSeq and is a predicted model, not a curated record. Gene Ontology annotation, cellular component: extracellular region. Gene Ontology annotation, biological process: carbohydrate metabolic process. Lineage: Eukaryota; Metazoa; Arthropoda; Insecta; Lepidoptera; Noctuidae.